CGUUAGCUGGGAGAGAAUUUCUAGGCUUGGCUGAAGCUAGAAAUUGUGAUCGUUCUUUCUCUUCUAUUCACUCAGCUAUGGAGCCUACUCAACCUAGGGGAUCCCGAUCAAACCCCUCACCACCGCCUAGUGUCUUUCAUAGGAUUGUGCACUGUAGAUGGUUCGUUUGUUUCCGAAUCACAGAUGGCGACUUGUGGGAUUACAGUUGCUAAUUCCCACGGUCAGGUGUAUGACAGCAAUGUUGAGAGAUUCUUUUGUUCCAAUUCGAUGCAGGCGGAAGCUUAUGCUAUUCUCAAUGGAGUGACAUUGACGGCUCGAGAACAACGCUCAGCUUGUGUCAAAUCAGAUUGUCAGAUUUUGGUGAAUGCUCUGAAGCUUGUUCCGGCCCAGUGGCCUUGGCAAUGUCGGGCUUUACUUGCUCGUGUCUCGACCAUUCUCGUCUCGGCUCUGUGGGUGAAAGUGAUGUUUGUUCCUAAACGUCACAAUCUGUUAGCCGACUGGGUUGCUCAUAAUGCUAGAUUAGGUGCUCUCCCACGAGAUUGGAUCAUUGUUGCCGAUCUGUUGUCUCCUUUGUUGUAACCAACUGUACUUCCACUGUUUCGAUUUGGAAUGAAAGUGCCCCAAUUUGUAAAAAAAAAAAGGACCUAUUUAUGUGAAUCAAAAUUAUCAAUUAUUGUUUCAAAUGGAAGUGUUAUCGUGUUAUAGAAUUUAGGUAAGAUUUAUUGUGCUAGAGGUUUUGGAUUAUGAAUUUGAUAUUUGUGAAUAGUAUAGUCCACAAUAUUUUUUCCGUAUUUAAGAUGUUAUGGUAUUUUUUCUAUGAAUGUCCAUUUUUUAUUUUAUUUUGGAAGAAUUUCCAUUGAUCAUUACAUUUUCUUCUUUACCUUUUUCAUGAAUCAGUAGCAUUUUUAUAUAAUAAAAAAUAGUAAUGUAC
This is a messenger RNA of Linum trigynum, 931 nucleotides long. NCBI's taxonomy places the organism in Eukaryota, Viridiplantae, Streptophyta, Magnoliopsida, Malpighiales, Linaceae. The record is from the annotation of a GenBank genome assembly.